ACACAAAAAUAAAAAAAAUAAAUUUCUUGAACUGCGCGGUUGUGUUGCGGCGCGUCGCGGACCAAUAUAAAAUAAAUAGUGUUAUAUUUUCUCGUGCUUGUGUUUUUGUUGGCACACUGCGGGCCACAAAAAAACAGCAACAACAAUUGGGAUUCUGUUAAUGCGUGUUUUAUAAUUUUAAUAUAUAUUUUUUUUGAAACAAACCAACUGUGUGCAGCAACAACGGAGGCGUUGAUAAGGAAAACUGACAACUUUGAUUUUUACGGCUUAAAUGUAGCCAUAAAAUCAUACGACGAAACGAUGCCUAACAGCUUUUUAUGAUCCCAACGAGUAAUACCGCUACCGCGACCAAGAUAUCCCUCCUCCGUCACGACCAUUUCAAGAGAUUUUAUUCGAAACAUUGACAAUAAUUUGAUUGGACCAAAACUGCUAAUGAAAUUGGACACCUCCUCCGUGCCUGAGGCCUGAGGCGCGUGGGCGGUGGCGCAACACUUGACACCUCUGGAACUGAAACUGAAAUCGACAUCGACUCCACUCCACUCCACUGUCAUGUUGAGGCAUUGACCAGAGGCCCAAACCCCGCGUAGGAGUCCGACGCUGCUCCGUGGCCAUGUGAGCAGCGCUCAUCUCUCACUCUCCUCUCAGACACAGACAUCGCACCAUUUGCUGGAGCAACAAUACCCCAGGAAUAGGAAUAGGAAUAGGAAUAGGAAUAGCAAGCAGCAAGCGGAAAGUACAGAUUCACCCUAGGAAUCGACUGCAGAGAAGACAGGUUCGAAAAUGGAGGGCAUCGAACAGGAUGCGACGCUGCUGGAAGGCAGCGAAGAUCUGAUGUCCACAUCUGCAACCUCCACAAAUGGCAGCGACACAAAUGGUUGUGGUGGCAGGAAAUCGUCCAUUACAUCGCCGGAUCCCACAUCAUAUGUGACCAAGGCGCGCGUAACAAAGCCCACGCCCCCGCCGCCAUCGAAGAAUCCGAUGCAGUUUGUCCAGAUCAAGCCGUGCAACCUGUAUCAGACGGCCCAGCAGCAGCUCAAAAAGGCCGAGGAGGUCAAGAAGUUGAAGGAGGUGCAGAAGGAGGAGCCCGAGGAGUGGCAGAAUAACCUUGACAAUUGGAAAUCGUCAAGGCGAAAACGUGUCGAGCACAUCAUCGAUCGUGUGGUGGAAACGAAGAAGCUCGAGCUGGAGGAGCAUGAUCGGACGCGGCGAAAAUCGAAGACAUUCACCGAAAUGAUGGAGGAGAGGGCCGAACGUGGCGGUUCCCGGGGCCGUGUGAAGCUCGCCUCCCUGGCCGUCUACAACGAGGACGAGGCGAAUGAUUUGAGCGACUUGGGCAUCGGCACCAGCAGCGCCAGCGGCAAGAGCAGUCUGUCCGAGGACUACGACAAUAAUAGUGUUAUGAGCGACAAUGCCGCCGAGCUGGACAAGGCCAUUGGAGCAGCAGGCUCUGGCUCGGGCUCGGGCGCUGGCGCUGAUGCUGCCUGUGCCUCUGGUGGCAGCGUGGAGGAUCAACAGAAUCAUAUCAACCGCAAUGGCAGCACUGGAAACAAUGGAGCCGGCUGCCAGCCCACCACAUCGAAGGCGGCCAGUGCGGGGGCCAUGCGGGAGUACAUUUCGUCGCCGGGCUACGACACAUCCUCGAGCACGGCGCCGGCCAGCUCGCCAGAUCCGUGCGAGUACACGUACGAGGGUGCGAUCCAGGACUACAAGCAGCGUGUCCAACGGGCCAGCAGCAAUGGCAACAGCAACAGCAACGCUAAUGCCAAUGGCAAUGGCAAUGGAAAGAUGAGCACAUCCCCGUCGUCGAACGGCGAGACGAUUGCCUAUCCGACGCGGCGGGGCUCGAAGAUCGAGGAUCGGCUGAGCGGCUUCGAGGUGACCUCGCCCAGCGACACCCAGGAGGGUGUGGAGAAGCAGAAGGUGGACGUGCCCAAGGUGGACAUCUCGAAGCGCAAGGAGAUCUUCGAGCAGGCCAAAUCGGGAGCAAUCAAUGGAGCUGGAGCUGGAGCACCAUCCGCCGCCCCCAAGCUGGUGCUGCGCGAUCGCCUGACGAACGGCAACAGCGGAGCCUCGAAUGGCGCCAAGUCCCAGGCCAAACAGGACAUAAAGCUACUCUCCGGCGACAUUUCGAGCAUCCGGGAUCGGAUGCAGAGCCUGGGGCAGCAGCGGAACGCCUUCAACCACAGCAAGAGCGUGGAUGUGCCCGUGCCGCCGCUCAAGCAGCGCCUGAACAGCCUCCAGCAGUCCGUAACCAAAGAGGAGCAGCAGCGGAAGCCACCAUUGGUGGCUCUCAUAGACGCCCGCCAGCUGGAGAUAAUGCGGGGCGAGGAGGAGCGAAUGCGACAGCAGCAGCAGCAGAACCAGAAGCCGAAGCCGAAGCAGUCCCCAGUCGCUGCUGCUGCUCCUCCGCCAGCACUGAUCGUGGAGGAACCACCAGCAGCCACAGCGACAGGCACCAACGAUGACAGCGGCAUCCAGGAGGACAACGAGGAGCUGCAGCAGCAGCAGCUGCAACUCAAUGCGGCCAUCGCCGCGUUGGCCAUCGAGGAGCGGCAGCUGGAGGAGGCCGCCAAUGCGGUCAACCAAAUCGAAGCGGAGUUCGAUGAGCUCACCGAUCUGAAUCCAUCUCCAUUGCCGCAGCAACAGGCAACAGCUCCAGCACCAGCAGCAGCAGCAGCUGCUGUUCCAGCCCCAACACAAGCGGCUGCAGCUCCUCCAUUGCGGGACAUGGAAUUUAGUAUCAACGAAGCUCUUGAAUUGGCGCUGGAGGCAAUCGAUCGAGAGGACACCACCACCAGCACCAGCAGCAGCAGCAGGAUCAUGGAGAAGCCCCAACGACAGCAGGAGCGGGAGGAGCAGUUAGAGCAAGGGGAGGAGCAGGAGGAGGAGGUGGAGCAGCAGAUCGAACCAAAGGAGGAGCACAGCAACGAAGAGGAGGCGCAGGAGGAGCCACAGACCACGACAGAGAUGCCAAAUAAAACCGAUGAGCAAAAGAGGAAGGAAGAGCGGGGAGAACGGGAGCCCAUCUACGAGAAUGUCAGCUCGACCAUAUCUAUGCAUGAAGUAGAUAAUGAACAGAUAGCAACGAUGACGAUAUCCACACAGAUGCAGACACAGACACAGACACCGAUACACACACCGAUACAGCAGGGCACACAGCAAGCCUCGACGCGGAGGAGCCACAGGAGAAGCAUUCCAAAUAAACAAACGAGCAACGGCAGCAGUAACAAUAAAGAGAAUAAUCAAAAUACUAAUCAAAAUAUCAGCAGCAACAGCAACAGCAACAACAAUCAUAAUGAGAACAGCAUGGGAACAAACGGAACAGUCGAUCCGGAGCCCUACUAUCAGGUGCCCAAGGCAACGGAGCCCUACUACGAUGCGCCCAAACAUCUGCGACCCAUUCCGGUGUACGAGAACAUUGACAUAUUCUACACGGGCCUGGAGCUCAGCCAGAGCUCGGGCGCCCUGCCAAUGGGCUCGAUGGAGCCGCCCAAAGAGAAGCCACCGCCGCCACCCACCGAGAGUCCGCCGCCACUGCCCGCGGACGAGGCCGCGCUGGGCCACGACGACGACGAGCUGGAUGGCCUGUGCAGCAGUCUGGGCCACAACACGGACACCUGGUCGUCGGACAACACCUACGAGACCAUCUCGAAUGGAACGCGCCGCCACAUGCAGGCGUCGCAGCUGGAGCCGCAGCCGGCCCAGCCCUCGCCGCCGAUCAAGCGCAUGAACUCCACGAAGCGAAUCAAGAAGGAGCUGCGCAACAAGCGGUCCAGCUUCCUGGGCAUCGAGACGGACGGGGACCUGGACGAUGUGGAGAGCUACCUGGAGCUGACUGUGCCCCCGCCGCCGGACAUGGCCCAGCUGCUGCAGGAGGAGCGACGCCUCGAGAAGCAGCUGUACAUCAAGGCGGGGCUCUGUGACAGUUCCGAUACAGGAGAGAGCCGCGACUCUGGCGUGUCUGAGAAUCAUUCCCGCCAGAGCAGCGAGCACUACACCAACUCCUCGGAGGAGAACGACACCCAGUCGGAGGCAACGCCGCCGCCGCUGCCGCCGCCACCAGUGUCGGGGCUGGGCGGCGAGAUGAUCUACCAGAACGAGAGCCUGCUGGCAGCGCAGACGCCACUGCUGCAGACGGUGAAGGGAAACUCGGCCGAGUCCUGGACCGAGUCGGCAACGGCGGCGGCCGCGGCCACACAAUCGCUGAGCGAGGCCACGGCCACGGCCAAUGCCAAGAUGCAGUCCAUCGAGGAGAAGAUACGAGAGCAGGGGGAGGUGCUGCGCGUGGAGCGCGAAUUGCUGCACUUUUCGCAGGAGGAACUGAAGCGCCAGCGGGAGAACCUUUUGCUGCGCGAGAACAUAGCCCGACGGGAGCUGCAGCACGGCGCCAAGAUGCUGAUGUCCAACAACCGACGCUCGCUGCAGGACCUGCACCAUGGUCUGGGCAUCGGCAACGGCAUGCUGAGUGCCUUCCAGCCGCCACAGCACCAACAGCAGUUGCAGCUGCAUCCACAUCAGCCGCAUCCCCAGCAGAUCUACGCCAAUGUGCCACAACAGCAGCAGCAGCAGCAACAGCAGCAACAGCAGCAGGCGGCGGCGAUGUAUGCGUACCAGCAGAUGGACACGGACUACCGCAAGUCCAUGUCUGACCUGAACGAGUUCUCCAGUAGAUUGAUGCUGGCGCCACCGACACCGCCCACGAAGCCACUGCGUGCCAUGCACAUAGCCAACGGACAUGGCCUGGAGCCGGACUAUGCGGUGAGCACGCGGCAGCGCCAGAGCUCCGCCAAUGCCUACGGCGGUUCGCUGGUGAAGAUUGCCGGUGCACCGAUGCCGCCGCGACACUCUGGCGCUGUCUAUCCCACAGCCGUGACGGCAUCAGCGGCAGCCGCCUACCACCAUCAGUCCGCCCAGAACUUGAGCAACAUGUCGCGGAACACCCUCUUGGCGCUGAGUGCCACACCCAAGCCCAAGUACACCGAUGGCUGGGUGCAAGUGCAGCAGCGCAAGAGCUACGACAGCAACCUGGCCAACGAUCCGGCCUGGCUGUCCGCCCAGCAGCAGAAGCGCAAGUCCAUGCCCGACUACAAUGGGGCCAUGUACAACAACAAUCACUGGUUGCUCCAGGAAGCGGAGCAGCGACGCAUCGAGCAGCUCAACAGGAGAUCGAUGCCCGGCAGCAAGACGAAUGGCAAGCCCCUGCCCGACUCCAUCAUCCAAACGCUGACGGAGCGGGUGCAGAGCAAGGGCAUUGGAGAGCGCAAAAGAUUCGAUGGCAAUGGCAAUUAUAGCCAAGUCAAUGGCAACACCAAUGGCUACCAGCAGCAGCAGCAGCAGCAGAAGCAGCCCAUCAUCAGUAGCAAUAAAUCCACAGCCACAAGCAGCGCGAACAACACGAGCAACAACGGCAGCCAGGAGAAGGUGCUCAGCGUCAGUGGCAAGAAGAAGUGCUCUCAUUGCGGCGACGAAUUAGGUCGAGGGGCUGCCAUGAUCAUUGAAUCGCUGCUGCUGUUCUAUCACAUCAACUGCUUCAAGUGCUGCGUCUGCCACGUCCAGCUGGGCGACGGACUCAAUGGGACGGAUGUGCGGGUGCGCAACCACAAGCUCCACUGCCAGAACUGUUACUCCAGCGACGACGGCAUCAAGUUUAGCUGCGUUUAGGCGUGGGAGUCGUAGUGGGAGUGCUGGUGGGAGGGACUACUGAAUGAUUGUUGUUCUUGUUCUUGUUGCUAUUGCAUCAUUGAUUGUUGUUGUUGUACUAUUACUAGGAACCUAAUGACCUAAUUCGUAUGUUCAUGUUGAGAACAAAGUCAAAUAAAGAAUACAAAGCAAAUGUUUCAGAAUAAUGUUAAUUAUUGCAUUCGUAAAUAAGUACGAACAUUUUUGAAUGUCUUUGCAUUGCUUUUUGAUUCAGAUUUUAACGUUUUAUAUACGAUAUUCUACAUACAUUUAUUAUAGUACAUAUACAUACAUACAUACAUACAUAUAUACAUAUGUUUGAAAGAAAAGCCAAGCUCUCUAAUGUUUCACGCAAAGUCAAAGUCAAAUUUCAAAGGUAUACAUACGAUAUAAGAUUUAUUGUGUGUUGAAAAGUAU
Molecule: messenger RNA, 6096 nt
Organism: Drosophila subobscura
Lineage: Eukaryota; Metazoa; Arthropoda; Insecta; Diptera; Drosophilidae
Gene: smash
Exons: 15
Coding region: 781-5661 (1626 amino acids)
Biological process (GO): regulation of focal adhesion assembly; positive regulation of stress fiber assembly
Cellular component (GO): stress fiber
Molecular function (GO): myosin II head/neck binding
Source: RefSeq, a predicted model, not a curated record